AUGAUCAUUCCAUAUGGAAUCCAUGAUGUCUAUGGAACAAGAAACUGGCUGGGUCCUCAGCCAACACUGAUUCCAUGGAUUCCAUGGAUUCCACAUGGAUUCCAUAUGGAUUAUACCGGGGAAGGUAAAGACCUCCCCAUGCUAUCCAUGUUGCUCCCAGUGUCUCUCCCCAUGCAUACACAGGCCAUUCUUACACCCCAUGCCAUCAAUGUUCUCCCCUCAACCAUGCCUUCCCUCACCAUUGGCACUGUUCCCCCACUAUCCAUAUGUUCUUCUCUCACCACUAACACACUCCCACACAUACAUGCUCCCUCAAGCCUUGACGGAUCCCGCGGCCUCAGAUCCUCUCCAACACUGACUCAUCACAUGGAAGGGCCUCUUGCCUUCCAACAAUGGGGAAAGUUUGCUAAGGUAGUAACAUAUGCAAACACCCUUCAAAGAAGUACAUCAAUCCUUUUGCCAGACCUUCAUAAACUGACUGUGUACAAAUGCCGCGUCUUGGAGACUGACUACAUCAACAAGACACUCAAGCAAAGUGACAAAGAGCUUGGUCCCAUCUUGGGUUUUAAUGCUGUAGAAUGCCAGUGUAUCUGUUCCCAAGCCAGCGCUUACUAUGAUUUUAACAAUGUAUUCAAUGUCAAUGUAUUUGGCAUCUUUAACACUGCUUGCAACAUGGCUAGUCUUAUGCCAGGAUAUGAUGUGCCAACACCAGAGUCCAUCUCCAUGAUUCUCCACAACCCCUGCCCUGUGCACAGCAUGAUUCUUACCUGA
Laccaria bicolor S238N-H82 is the source of this 771-nucleotide messenger RNA. RefSeq lists its product as uncharacterized. The coding region runs from base 1 to 771 and encodes 256 amino acids. The transcript has 8 exons. The record is from RefSeq and is a predicted model, not a curated record. Lineage: Eukaryota; Fungi; Basidiomycota; Agaricomycetes; Agaricales; Hydnangiaceae.